Messenger RNA from Vanessa tameamea, 1213 nucleotides. RefSeq names its product abscission/NoCut checkpoint regulator. The transcript has 6 exons. The record is from RefSeq and is a predicted model, not a curated record. The coding region runs from base 199 to 1119 and encodes 306 amino acids. Gene Ontology annotation, biological process: abscission; mitotic cytokinesis checkpoint signaling. Gene Ontology annotation, cellular component: centrosome; cleavage furrow; midbody. Gene Ontology annotation, molecular function: metal ion binding; phosphatidylinositol-3-phosphate binding. NCBI's taxonomy places the organism in Eukaryota, Metazoa, Arthropoda, Insecta, Lepidoptera, Nymphalidae.
AAUAAUAUUUUAAUCGCCGCCGGAAGAAAUAGUGUUCUGCGAUUUAUAAUAAUCUUUUAUCUAAAAUAACCUAGUCGAUUGGUGUUCAGUGUUAAGUGUUAGAACUGCGAGCGCACAACAACCUAGUUUUGACCCAAGAAAAAAUAAAAAUUAGAAAAUCUCAAUGACGAUUUACGGCAUUGUUGUCUAGUUCUUACCAUGUCCUGUAAUUCGUGUUCGAAAUCGUUUUCGCUCCUCCGACAAGAAAAAGGUUGUCCCGGUUGUGGCUUUAGCUACUGUUCAAAAUGCUUGAACCACAAAGUCUUCUUACAAAAACUUAAUGCUGAAGUAAAGGUUUGCACUAAAUGUAAACAACAAGCUAAUAAAAAUGAUAAUGAACCCACAACAAUUGAACCACCUGAUGCAUAUUAUAGAAGGAUUGGUAUCCCUACUGAUUGUGCAAUGAAUAAAGAAGUUUCAUCCAACACAACAGAUCAAUUAAUUUAUGAAAAAUUAAAGAAAUUGAAAGAAGGCAAUCAAGAAAAUUUGACAAAAGUAAAUAAUGAGGAUAUUAUUGCCCGUUUACAAAAACUUAAAGAUGAUAUUCCUUCUACAUCAACCACUGAAUUAGAAUUUAGAUUGGCAAAUUUAAAAGGAGUUCCAACUAGUGCAGUUCAGAGUAAGCCAUUGUUGCCAGGUCCUGACUUAAGAACAGAACAAGAACAAGCAGAUGAUCUCAUGAAGCAAUAUAUGGCACAGUCGCACAUUGAUACUAAAUAUAAAGAAGAAUUUGAUGUCCUAGUUAAUGAUAUUGAAACUAGAUUGCAGAAACUUAAGGGAACUUACACUUCUGGUCAAAAGAAACCCUCUGUCACAGAGAACAAUGAAAAAUCUGAUGAUGAAGAAGAAAUAGUUAAAAAAAUUAUUCACAGGGCCAAAGAACAAACUAGUGUAGAAGAAAAUGAAGUUUGUGAUUCUGGACUAGAGGAGCUACCAUUUUGCGAAAUUUGUAACGAGGAUGCAAAGAUGCGUUGCCGUGGCUGCAAAUAUUUGUUCUGCAAGAGGUGUUUUUGUGAACAUAAAGAUGAUGAUGAUGGUUGUGAUAGUUAUGAUCCAUAUACAGCACCUAAGACAUCUUGAUUAUAAAAGUUUUCUGUAAAUAUAAUAUGUUAUAAUACAAAUUAAUAUAUUUACUGCUAAGUUUAAUUGAAAUAAAAUAAUUUUUGUACAUGCA